AUGCGUGCCGGCGUCUAUCUUCCACCGCUGCUGGGUGUGGUCGCCUUGCUUGCCUGGCCGGUUUCUGUCGCAUCCUCCCUUACCUACUGUUCUUCGGCAAAUACAGGGUCUUCCCAAGCUGCAAACGAAAGUACCUUCCAGUCCAACGGCUUAUGCGAAGAUCAUUGCAGCACCUAUGCAUUCGGAAUUCUACAGGGGUACGAUUGCUGGUGCUCGAACAUCGCCCCCAACUCAGCGACCAAUGUAAACACAUCCGAUUGCAGCCAGGACUGUCCCGGCUAUCCCGAUGAUAGCUGUGGAAGUACUUCGAAGGGCCUCUAUGGAUAUGUGGCGAUCGUUGGCCAGCAACCCUCAGGAACAGCGACCGUGUCAACAACGUCGACUUCUUCAACCUCGACGUCGUCCACGGAAACCUCUGCAACUACCACCGAUGCUACCACUACGGGAAAAACCGUUGCAGUGGAAACGGACUCGGGUGUGGUGAAGACAGUGACCGUUGCCAACUCGCAGACAACCGCAACAUCUGCAUCGGCCGACAAAGUUUCAUCCAAACAGAGUAGCUCGGGUAUGAGUUCGGGAACGAUUGCUGGCGUUGUGGUAGGCUCUGUUGGUGGUGCCCUCGCGAUCAUCGCCCUGAUUUUCGUGUUUUUCUUCGCAAGACGCAAGACGCGUGCGAGCAGCCCUGAUCCAAGUGUACAGAACAUCUUACUGGAUGGAAGGCAAAGCAAAGGCUCACAGAUGAGUUUCAUGAAGGGAAUGUUUUCCGACAACCAUAGCCAUACCUUGUCUGCCGGGUCGUCGAUAGCCGCCAACCGCAUGCCGACGUUUACGGACAACCGCAUGAAAACCGAUACCGUCCUCUUCGCAAAUGGUCGUCGAGACAGCGAUGCAUCGCUUCAAGACAACGAAGAUUAUUCUCGGCCUGUUUUGCGGCUCACGAACCCCGAUGAUUAA
Molecule: messenger RNA, 954 nt
Organism: Aspergillus heteromorphus CBS 117.55
Lineage: Eukaryota; Fungi; Ascomycota; Eurotiomycetes; Eurotiales; Aspergillaceae
Product: WSC domain-containing protein
Exons: 4
Coding region: 1-954 (317 amino acids)
Source: RefSeq, a predicted model, not a curated record